AUGGAUGUGAGCCGGCUGCAACAGCCAGACACGGUGCUGCUGGAGCACAUAAAGAAGCACAUCGAGGUUCUGGAUGGGGAUGCGGCGUCAGCUCAGCAGGGUGCUUUGGUGGCCUUCGCACAGCGGGCACAAUUGCCGGCGCUGAAAGUUCGUCUUCAAGAUCCGACGCACGCAUCCAGGUGGUGGCAAUGGGACGGUCGGAGCCAGGACCAGGACUGGAGCGGCGGCUGCAACAGCCAGGAGAGUGCCCCAGCAUCCAGCGGCCGUCACCAGCCACGCAGUGGGGACGACAGGCAGGCGAUGAUGCGGAACUACCUCAGCAGCCGCAAGCGCAUCAUGAUGAAAGACGCCAAGGAGGCUGGCCAGGACUUCGACGUCAACGGGUGGAUGCUGGCCAACGCGAGCUGGACCGGCUACCAGGAGGCUCGAGCCAAGCUGAAGAGCGACAAGCCUAGCUUGAGCAGGGAGGAGAUCGUCAUGUGCUCCCGCGGGCUGGUGGCCGGGUUCUCAAGUGGCUUCCGCAGCGUGAACCCGUGGUACUUCACGUCCGCGGGCGCCACUUUCCGGGACCAGGAGCUGCAGCCGGUGCAGAUGUGGAUGGCUGUCCUUGAAGGCGGCGGCUCUGGCUCAGGCACCCCGGCAGCGACGGCUGAAACAGCCCUGAAGCAAGAGGUUCAGGAAAGCCAAAACGCCGCGACAGAGGAGGGCAGCUCCUUGCUGGCGUACUGCGACAUCGACGCGGAGGGCCAGUACAAGUGCCGCCUUUGCAGCACAGGCUUCAUGGACAUGCUCUACUUCCAGGCGCACCUGAUGACCGAAGCCCACCAAGGCCGCCUCAAAUGGUUCCUUAAGGAAAAAAAGACGGCUGCAACAGCCCAGACGGCUGAAACAGCCCCGGCCUCAUCGUCAAGUGGGAUGGCUCCUGCCGCGGGGUCGAAGGCCAAAACUGCGCCGAAGAAACGCGUGCACGACGAGCAGGAGCCGGAUCCCAAGGAGGUGAAGACGGUGAAGAUGGAAGAGGAGCCGGGGCCCAAGGACGUGACGGUGAAGAUGGAGGAGGCCAAGGCGGCUGCAACAGCCGAGGUGGAGCAGCCCGAGCCACAGGGAUCGUCGGCUGCAACAGCCAAGGUGGAGGUGGAGGUCCAGCAGGUGGCAAAGACAGAGGAGCAGCCCAUGGAGGUGGAUGAUGAGAAGGUGCCGGACCAGCCCAUGGAGGUGGAUACGAAGGUGGCUAAGACGGAGGCCAUGGAGGUGGAUACGAAGGUGGAGGCGGCUGCGGCAGCAACAGCGGUGGACGCGGCAGUGGAGGCGGUGGAGCCGGCUGCAACAGCCCUGUGCAUGGACCCCGGGGAGCACAUCGCGUACUUCCUGACCAACGAUGGCGUGGACAAGGUCAAGUAUCGCGUGAGCGGUGUCGGGGCCAGAACCAUCGUAAUUCUGCCUGGCACCGGCCGCCCGUACAUCGGGCAGCCGGAGCUUUUGCUGAAUGAGUACAGGGACAAGAACAUCCGCAUCGUGGAGCCGGCGAACGUGGAGGGAGGAAAAAAAGGCAAAAAAUGGAAGCUCAACCCGCCCACGUGGCUCGCAACGUUCGUGCACGAGGCUGGCGCCACCUACGUUGCAGGAUUCUCCCGGGGGGCUUUUUGGAUCAGCCUCUUGAUUGCAGGGCUGUGUGAUUUCGGCGCCAUCCUGCUAGACGAGAAGGAGGCAUCGGCUGACCAGACGGCUGCAACAGCCCGGAUCCCCGAGUGCAGCCAGUUUGAUCCUGGCCGUUUGGAGGCCGCGCUUAUGGUGGGCUGGUACAAGAAGCCGUCCUUCAACGAGUGCGACCUCGAGGACUUGGCGCAGCGCAUCGAGCCACCGGCGCUGUUCGUCCAGUCCACGGCCGCUGGGCAAGUAAGUGAGUUUUUUUUUGUAAUGCUAGGAGAAUAUAUUUUUGCGAAUAUUGAUUCUACUCAGAUGGAUGAGUGCUGCCCGCUGGGAAAAGUGGAGAAGACCUUCUUCAGGUCCGUUCAGCGCCUGAACAGGGGCCGCCUGAUGGCGGCGGACGAUCUGACGCACGGAGAUCUUGAACUGCUACUCGCACUUCAAGGGAAGUGCGAGUGGGCUGGCAGGUUGUGCUGGGACCAUCUGCUUCGCACACAAUCAGUCCGCCCAAGUGUUUGGCGGGCAAAGUGCGAAGCAGAUGGUCCCAGCUAA
Symbiodinium sp. CCMP2456 is the source of this 2199-nucleotide messenger RNA. NCBI's taxonomy places the organism in Eukaryota, Dinophyceae, Suessiales, Symbiodiniaceae. The record is from the annotation of a GenBank genome assembly.